AUGGAAGCCAAUUCUUUCCCUCAGGAACCGAGAAAACAAGCAGUAUUAUACAAGGAAUGGUUAAGAGCAAAGAACCCAGAAGCAGUCAUUGCCCGGUUCGAACGUGGGCAUUUUAACCAUAAUGAAGAGUGCUGGCAGUACUAUAUCGCGGCUUUAGCGCAAACGGGAAAUGCCGAAGCGAUAUUACCAAGAAUAAUGCAAAAAUUAGAAAGGGACGGUGGCGCCAAAUGGAUGGCGGAUCAAGGGAAAGGCGUUUUACCGAAAGAAGUACUGCAACAGUUGGUCGCCAGUCGUGCGGGUGGCCAAGCUUCGAUGGACGGUGCAACCAUUCUAGCAGGUUCAGGAAAAAAGUCGAAUCCGAUUUACGUCGUGGUGGAGGAAGGACGUAAAUUCAUGUUCUGGCGAGCCAUUCGCUGGGUCGGUGUGACUUUGACAUAUGCCUUCUGUAUCCUCACGAUUCUUUCACUGGCAUUGGAAAACUCGGGCUUGUUGAAGACUGCAACGCAGCAAACAGAAUACGAACCGGUCACUCAACAAGCGGUCAAAUUCGAUGAUGUGCAGGGAGUGGAUGAAGCAAAACAGGAGCUGGAAGAAAUCGUUCAAUUCUUAAAAAACCCUCAAAAGUUCACUGAACUCGGUGGCAAACUUCCUAAAGGUGUACUGUUAACCGGUCCACCGGGCACGGGUAAAACCAUGUUGGCAAGAGCCGUCGCGGGCGAGGCAAAUGUGCCAUUCUUCUUCAUGAGCGGAAGUGAAUUUGAUGAAAUGUACGUUGGUGUUGGUGCUCGUCGCGUUCGUGAAUUAUUCGCUGCUGCACGUAUCAAAGCUCCCAGUAUUGUAUUUAUCGAUGAAAUCGAUGCCAUUGGAUCCAAACGCAAUCCCAAAGAUCAAUCCUAUAUGAAGCAAACUCUGAAUCAAUUGUUGGUGGAUCUGGAUGGGUUUUCACAAACUGAAGGCGUGAUUUUCAUUGCUGCAACCAACUUCCCCGAAUUACUGGAUAAGGCGCUGGUUCGACCCGGUCGUUUCGAUCGUCACGUUAAUGUGCCUCUCCCGGAUGUCCGUGGCCGUAUUGAGAUUCUCAAACAUCACAUGAAAAAUAUUCAGUUCGCUAGUGAUGUGGACGUGAGUGUGAUUGCUCGAGGCACCCCGGGUUUCAGUGGUGCCGACCUUGCGAAUCUGGUGAAUCAGGCUGCCAUUCAAGCCAGUCGAGAAGGAUGUCGACAAGUGAACCUGAAGCAUAUGGAGUUCUCCAAGGAUAAAAUCAUCAUGGGGGCUGAGCGUCGCUCGGCUGUCAUUACAGAAGAAAGCAAGCGCGUGACAGCAUAUCACGAAGGCGGACAUGCCUUGGUGGCUUUCUACACUCCCGGGGCCAUGCCUCUGCACAAAGCAACCAUUAUGCCCCGUGGCUCGGCACUCGGCAUGACCAUCCAGUUACCAGAAAUGGACAAGGAUUCCUUUACCAAACGAGAAUUUAUUGCACAAAUCGACGUAUGCAUGGGCGGCCGUGUAGCGGAAGAAAUGAUUUUUGGUAGCGAUAAUGUGACGAGUGGCGCACACAGUGAUAUUGUGAAAGCUACGGAUGUAGCAAGGAGAAUGGUACGACAUUACGGUAUGAGCGAGAAGGUUGGACCAGUGAAUCAUGACGAUGAAGAUAUGCAAUUGCUGAGUGCGCAGACAAAGCAAUUGAUUGAAAGUGAAAUCAAGGCGUUAGUACAAGGCUCAGAGCACCGGGCAAAGGAGAUUUUGGCUACACACAGGGAAGAGCUCGAUCGGCUAGCCAAUGCAUUGAUAGAGUAUGAGACACUGUCAUAUCAAGAAAUCAUAGAUGUAUUGGCGGGCAAGCCUAUCUCACGGUAG
This is a messenger RNA of Radiomyces spectabilis, 1857 nucleotides long. RefSeq names its product peptidase family M41-domain-containing protein. Gene Ontology annotation, molecular function: ATP binding; metalloendopeptidase activity; ATP-dependent peptidase activity. The coding region runs from base 1 to 1857 and encodes 618 amino acids. The record is from RefSeq and is a predicted model, not a curated record. The transcript is spliced from 5 exons. Gene Ontology annotation, biological process: mitochondrion organization; protein quality control for misfolded or incompletely synthesized proteins. NCBI's taxonomy places the organism in Eukaryota, Fungi, Mucoromycota, Mucoromycetes, Mucorales, Radiomycetaceae. Gene Ontology annotation, cellular component: mitochondrial inner membrane.